Myxocyprinus asiaticus (Chinese sucker) is the source of this 1192-nucleotide messenger RNA. It is a transcript of the gene tnfsf10l4, whose product is annotated as tumor necrosis factor (ligand) superfamily, member 10 like 4. Gene Ontology annotation, molecular function: tumor necrosis factor receptor binding. The record is from RefSeq and is a predicted model, not a curated record. Lineage: Eukaryota; Metazoa; Chordata; Actinopteri; Cypriniformes; Catostomidae. Bases 127 to 984 code for a protein of 285 amino acids. Gene Ontology annotation, biological process: immune response. The transcript is spliced from 5 exons. Gene Ontology annotation, cellular component: membrane.
CAAACUCAUAUUGCGGAAGAAAGCUAAACAGUGCACAGACCUUUGACUUUGUCAGGAUAUCAGCGAGACAGGAAAGAUUACUUUCUCUUUCUGUCAUGCGAAUAUUCUGUAUAACACGAUCGGAACAUGACAUCAAACCUUCCAAUCAGUCCCAAUUACAGCCAGCUGGACGAAAAAUCACCUGAAAACAAAAAUGCACGAGGACAGCAUAUUUUCUUCUUGAUUCUGACUUUAAUAUUAAGCACGGAGACAUUUAUCACGGCUGUUCUUCUUUAUGACUUUUCCGAGGAUAUUCACAGAACUCGUGAAACAGGCAGAGAUGGGGGGUAUCCACUUCACUGUCUCUCCACAGAUCUCAACCAACCUACAGAACAAGCGGGAAUCGCAAGUUGUGACAUGUUCAGUCAAGAACUGAAACGAAGUGCACAGCAGAGACUGUUGCUGGACAUACAGAAUUCAGUAUUGGAGACUUUAGAAGAAUACAACAUCACUGAUGUUUUCAAACCAGCGGUGCACGUCGGGGCAAAACAAGAACUUAAACAGUAUCGAGGUCUCCAGAAAAAUGGUGAAUCUGCAGAUGGAAUUCCUGAACUGGUCCGUAUUCAGUGGGAUAAUAACAUGAGUGGCCAAACCAGCCAGGAGGGUUUAAUGCGCCUCAGCCCUGAUGGAGAGAUAGCGGUGCCACAAGACGGAAUUUACUUUGUUUUCUCUCAGGUCCAUUUCGAAACACGCCUAAGACGAGACGUGCAUUUUACGCAGUAUUUAUACAAGAGGACACCGUCCUAUCCGGGGCCAGUUAUGCUCGCAAAAUCCGCAGUGACACCCUGCCCGAGCGACAGGUCUGAUGUACAGCUCUAUUCCAGCCACCAGGGGGCGCUGUUCCGCUUAGAAAAGGGCGACAGGCUCUCACUGUAUGUGCUAGAUAUCAGCGCCGUGCGCUUUCCCCAAGAGGCCACUUUCUUUGGGGCUUUUAUGAUUAACUAACAAGCAGAACAACUUUUUGUUGAUUGUUUCGACAGAUUAAUUCUUAGAUAUUUACGUGAAACGAAUGCGUAUUUUUAUAUCCCCAUAACAAUGAAUGUUAUCCACAUCAUGGCUAAAUAAAGCUUAGAAGGCCUCUACAUUGUUUUGAUGGUAGGGGCUUGUAAUGGUCAGUUCAUUGUAAAAAAUAAAUUGUCCAUACACCCAUUCA